AUGGAAGAUGAAGAUGCUGUCGGUGUGGAUGAAGAUGCGGUCGAUGUGGAUGAAGAUAUUCAGCCAUUGUCGACUGCAUUCGUCGCUGUUCUCUAUGGCAAGGCUCUUAUCAAUUUAGUGGCUUCGUUUGUCUGCUUCUUCUUCAUCGCCGCCAUGCUAUCCAAGCCAACCAUUCGCAACAAUUCCUACAAUCUUUACGUGGUCUUCAUGAUUUUCCCAGACGGCAUCAAUACCUUAUUCAGAGUGCUGACAAACGUAUUCCUCGCUUUGAACCAUGGAGUUCACUGGUAUCCGCCGGGCUUUCACUAUCUCGACUUGUUCUUCUGGAUGUUCUAUUACGUAUGCAACUUCUACCUCAACGUCUUUGUGACUUUUGAGAUCAACAAACUCGUGGAACAUUGUCAUCGCGGGAGACGGAUACCAGUUCUGAAGCUUCAGAGAACUCGCAGGCAAAUCGCCGGGGUCUAUUUUUUCUCAGCAUGCAUUGCCUCUUUGAUGGUGCUGCCUGUUCCAUUUGCCCUCUAUCAUAUUACAGAUGAUCGAAGAGGGAAAGGUAAAAGUGGUAGCGGGCCAAAUGGAUGGUUCAACUUCUUCAUUGCGACCAUUCUUUUUCUUCUCCUUAUGGCAGGGCCUCUUAUCUUUGUUCUCUUCGUAGCAGUACGAAUGUGGAUUAAGAAGCUGCUUCCGAAGAGGGGACGACUGCGGGUGCUGACUUUGUUCUUCUUGAGGGUCAUCAUUCUCUUUUCAGUCUUCUAUAUUCCAGUCAUAUUCUUAACAUCCAAGCGAAACAACAUGGAAGAUGAAUAUUCAGAUGGUGCCUUUGCCUUGGACACCGUUUUGGGAGUCUUGGCAGCUUGUCAGGCUCUCACAACCUUGUACAUGAUCUGGCUCAAGUAUGACAUCCGAGUUGCCGUCAAAGAAACCUGGAACAAAGCCUUUGGCCGUAUAUGUUGCCGUUGUACCUCUGUUGACCGGAGUGGUGAAGGCGAGGUACAUAUUAGUGGAAUGUUCCAGGCAAAGAAAAAUUCACGGAACGAUGAACCACAACAUCCUGUGGCUCCACUGCCCCAGAAAAAAUCGUCGCUCAUUCAGCAAAUCAAAGAUGCAUGUUCUGUAGACGAUGAUUUUGGAAUGCCAUUCCAAGAGUCAGAUGCAGAAGGAGGAGAGCAGAAUGAUGCGCAAGAUGAUUCGCCUAAACGUUCAUGUUCCGAAGAUGAGAAUUGUAGUGUGCCUUUGCAAGAGGAGACCGAUGCGCCGAGGAAUGCGCCGUUCCUUUGGGAACAGAUCCAAAGUGAAUGGUCUGAUGAUGAUCAUGAUCGUAGCGUCGCACAACGCGCAGAGGAUACUUUAUCAGAAUCACCCACAAACCAUCUUGAGCAACCAGAGAUAAAGGAACUUGAAGAGAAGACCGAGACCAGCACGACCAAUCGAAUAAGGUCACCGGAAAGCUUGCAUGGGGCCGUUGAAUCUGAAUAUUCGGUAUGA
Molecule: messenger RNA, 1485 nt
Organism: Cylindrotheca closterium
Lineage: Eukaryota; Bacillariophyta; Bacillariophyceae; Bacillariales; Bacillariaceae
Source: the annotation of a GenBank genome assembly